AUGAAAUCGGGAAUAGUUAACGAAAAGAUUCACGUUUUGGAAUCAAGCUCAGACAUUUGGAAAACGAUUCGGGAUAUUGUCGUUACUCGUAAUCAGGAAGAACCUUUUUUCGUGUGCGACGUUGGUGAAAUCGUUAAGAAAUUCAAUGAGUGGAAAGUUAAAUUCCCCAGAAUCCAACCUUUUUACGCCGUGAAAUGUAAUGAUACGCCAAUCGUGUUAGAAGUUCUUGGAGCUCUUGGUUCAUCUUUUGAUUGCGCAUCAAAAAACGAAUUGUCAAAAGUCCUAGAUUUGGGAGUGGAUCCGAAAAAAAUAAUUUUUGCCAAUCCGUGCAAACCCAUUAGCCACAUUCGUUUUGCUGAAUCUAAUAAAGUUGACCUUAUAACCUUUGACAACGAAACCGAACUUUACAAAAUGAAAUCACUUUUUCCGGAAUCAAGAUUAAUAUUACGGAUUCGAUAUGAUGCCAAAGUUGCUGCGUGUCAAUUGGGAAUGAAAUUCGGAUGUGAUCAUCAGAAGGAAGCACCCAAACUCAUAAACGUUGCUCGGAGUUUAGGAUUGAACGUAGUAGGCCUGAGUUUUCAUGUCGGAUCGGGAUGCGGUGAUCCCCCUGUUUACCGUAAAGCCAUUGCUGCAUGCAAAACAUUAUUUGAUUAUGCCAAGACUUUGGGCUACGAUUUUAACAUUUUAGACAUCGGGGGUGGAUUUCCUGGUAACAAACAUACAUCCGUUGAUGAGUUUGCAGAAAUCAUAAAUCAAGCAUUGGAAGAUUUUUUCCCCGAUCCGGAAAUGAAAAUAAUUGCCGAACCAGGUCGUUUUAUGGCAGCAUCUUGUUUCACGUUGGUGACCAACGUUCACAGCAAAAGAACCGUUUUGGGUGAAAAUGGCAUUCAUAACAUGUACUACAUAAACGAUGGAGUUUACGGAAGUUUUAAUUCAAUAAUUUACGAUCACGCUCACGUUAAUCCCAUACCACUGAGGCAAUCCAAUCUUAAGAACGUAACUUAUGCUUCGAUUUGGGGACCGACAUGCGAUGGAUUGGAUCAAGUUUGCGAUAAUGUUUUAUUACCCGAAUUAACAAUCGGAGAUUGGAUAGUAUUUGAAGAUAUGGGAGCUUACACACUUCCGGGUGCGAGUACUUUCAAUGGAUUUCCCGUUCCAAAAGUUUACGUCGUAGCCAGUGAAAAUAUAUGGUAUUUCACAUUUCAAAUUAUUCAUUUAAAAAAAAAAAAAAAGAAAAAGAGUCUUUUAAAAGAUACAUUGUCUUUUUGCGAUGACGAUUUUGCUAUUUUCAAUAAUGAUUUGCCAUUAAAAACUUCAAUUCCAUUAUCUGCUGUUUUGAAUGAAUACGUCAACGUUAAUUUAUUUCAUUGA
This is a messenger RNA of Pediculus humanus corporis (human body louse), 1371 nucleotides long. Its product is annotated as Ornithine decarboxylase, putative. The record is from RefSeq and is a predicted model, not a curated record. Gene Ontology annotation, molecular function: ornithine decarboxylase activity. The transcript has 6 exons. Gene Ontology annotation, cellular component: cytoplasm. NCBI's taxonomy places the organism in Eukaryota, Metazoa, Arthropoda, Insecta, Psocodea, Pediculidae. The coding region runs from base 1 to 1371 and encodes 456 amino acids.